This is a messenger RNA of Tribolium castaneum (red flour beetle), 1525 nucleotides long. Its product is annotated as lipid droplet-regulating VLDL assembly factor AUP1. The coding region runs from base 113 to 1345 and encodes 410 amino acids. The record is from RefSeq and is a predicted model, not a curated record. Gene Ontology annotation, molecular function: ubiquitin binding. Gene Ontology annotation, cellular component: endoplasmic reticulum membrane. Lineage: Eukaryota; Metazoa; Arthropoda; Insecta; Coleoptera; Tenebrionidae. The transcript has 5 exons.
AUGUUUUUUUUUUUGAGACGUCACGUCAAAUGUCACUGACGUCACAAACCUAACCCUCUGUUAUGUUAUUUAGUGUAAAACCUUAAGAUAAUUUUGUUUUUGUUAUGUGAAAAUGCCAAAUAAUAUCGAAAUCAAUCAGCUUUUUUGUUUCAAAAGGUUUCCCGAAAAUGAGUUGAAGAUUUUGUGUCUAGUGCUUUACUUACCUGUUGGAAUAGUCCUGUUUAUUUUACGGACAAUCUUAGCUUUGAGUGUCGUUUUGAUCGGAUGUAGUUUAUCAGACACUCGGAUUAUCCAUAAACUUGUGAAUAAAAUUGCAUGUUUAACGUUAGGUAUAACAGUCACGGUAGAAAAUCCCGACAAAAAAGAAAAUGUAGAAGUGUAUAUUAGCAAUAACUUAUCGAUUUUUGACCAUUUGGCUGUCCAUACGGCUACAGGAUCGGUCUCACCCGGCGCUCAAAUGCACCCAGCCCUGGCUAGAGGCUUAGGAGUUCACUAUUUCGGUACUCAAACGAAUUUAGAAAGUUUUAAGAAAAACGUAGCCGACUUUUUAUCCGAGCAACAAAUCCCAGUACAUUUCACACCGGAAGAAAAAAUCACAAAUGGCAAAGCACUCCUAAAAUUUAAAAGCUACCCAUUCUCCCUGACAAAUAAAGUGCAACCUGUUUGUAUCAGCAUUGAACGCCCGUUUCUGGACCUGUCUGUUACAACUCUACGCUCAUCUUAUUGGACUGACGUUUUAUUUUACAUGUUUUCGCCUCUUACUAACUAUAAAUUGAAAUUUUUGCCUCCUCUUGAGAAAAAGUCAGUGGCGGAGGCUGAAUUUUCCGAAAUCGUACGCCAGAAUAUCGCGUCGGCCCUUAAGGUGGAAACCCCCGAAUUGACAGCUGCCGAUCUCUUAGAGUGGGAAAAACGCCAACUUGUUGAACAACAGAGAGCGCCACCUGUGCCUAGGCCAAGCGUUGAUAGUGAAGUCAGGAGAAUGGCGACACAAGUUAAAGAUGUGCUACCACAUGUGCCAUUAAACGCAAUUUACAAGGACUUGAACAAAACACGAAAUGUAGACACAACUAUAACGAAUAUCCUCGAAGGCCGAGUUCACUUUGUGCCAGAACAAAUUAGUUCUACCUCCAACAAUCCACAACCUUCCACAUCUGUAGCAUCUGGUACGAAAGCAUCGCCUUCGACUUCAACUACAAGUGAUAGGGAUUUGUUCAAUACAGCUGCUUCGUCUUUUGCCCGAUCUGCCCACGAGAGAAACAAGUCAUUUCAGGAGAGAAAAGAACAACUUAUUGCCAAUGCAAGGAGGCGAUAUAUUGAAAAACACGACUUAAAGAUACCGUUUUAGGAUGUUUGUUUGUUUUUGAUAAGUUUUUUUUUUUUUAGUUAAGUUGUGGAGUUUGAGGCACAUUUUCAGAAUUUUGGUUUAAGUUUAAGUUUGGCGAUUCUUUGCGGUUUUUACUACUUAAACUGUAAAUAUUGUUAUUUAUUUUUGGUUGCAAUACAAUAAACAUUUCAUUACACGCCA